UCAAUUCAUUAUUCGGAAGGAAAUGCUAUACUGCAUUGCAACAGUUCAAAAUCACAAAUUUUGAAGUUUUGUGGAUUAAUUAACGUAAAUUGCACUAAUCAAUUAACAUAUUGUGUCAAGAUUAAAGGAUUAUUAGUAUACAGCGGAACCCGUUUGAUCCCAGUGGAAGUGUUUUUACAGAUAAAACGAAAACAACGCGUAUACAAAUCAAAUAUAAAGUUAAUGUUCUAAUACAUGUGUAACAAAAGUGGUAAUUUUGAUUUAUUAUUUUGUGAAAAAUUAAAAGUAAACUAUUUUCACCUGUCCGAUAACGGGAAAGUUUUUACCUUAGAACUACUUGCGCAUGCGUUAAUGCUAUUUUUGCAGACUGAAAAGUGAAACACUGGCCAAAACAUGGCGAAGCCAUGUCGCUUCGUAGGAUUUAUAUUUCGAGGCCUUGUGUAUUAUUUGUGGUUUAUAUCAUCUUAUAUUUCUUGUGAAAAAGUGGUAUUAUUGGAUUCUACAAAAACUUCUAGAUUAGGAUGGACAACACAGAGAAAUGGACCAACAGAUCAGUCAAAUUAUGGGUGGCGAGAGGGAAGUUACACCAAAGAUGGAUCCCCCAUACGAGUGUACGCCUCAUGUUCAGUUAGCAGUAAUGGCGUAGACAACUGGUUACGGACACCAUUUAUAGACAGAGACAAGGCCAAUAGUAUUAGUGUAGAAAUAGAAUUCUCUAUGAGGAAAUGUUCUAGACAUUCAGACCCAAGUUCUUUAACAGCUUGUAAAGAGACUUUUCAUCUUUACUAUUACGAAGCAGAUUCAGACAUUGCAAAUGAACUAAUGCCAUCAUGGGAUGCUACAACUUAUACGAAAGUAGAUGUGAUUGCUGCCGAUUAUUUGUACGAGGGCAAACAAGGGGAAGAAAUUAAGUUAAAUUUUGACAAACAAGAAAUAGCCUUAAAUAAAGGACUAGGAGGGGUUUAUUUAGCUUUUCAAGACACUGGUGCAUGUGUUUCUUUAAUUUCUAUUAAAGUUUAUUACAUCAAAUGUCCAAACAUUACUAUGAACUAUGCCUUCUUUUUGGAGACACCUACUGGAAGUAGUCCGCAGGCGUUAGAAGAAAGAGAAGGUGUUUGCAUUGCAAACUCACAGAUGGAAAGUAAAGCCACCUUACUGUGCCGUAGUUCUGGACAGUGGUAUUAUAACAGUGGUAACUGUCAGUGUAUAGCUGGAUAUGAAGGCAACAAUGGAACAGAAUGUCUAGCCUGUAAAGUUGGUUACUACAAGUCGUCAGCAGGGAACCAGAAAUGUUAUCGUUGUCCAGAUCAUAGUUACACCAAUGUGCCACAGUCAGUACAGUGUACAUGUGACUCGGGAUAUUACAGGAGUCUUACUGACAAGAAAGACAUGCAAUGCACUCAGCCACCUUCAGCUCCUACAAACUUGAGAGUGACUGAAAAGACCAACAAUCGGUUGACACUGGUUUGGAAUAGGCCUGUUUAUGAUGGUGAUAGAGCUGACUUGUUUUACAAAGUUAGCUGUUACAACUGUGAUCAUAAUGUUAAAUUUGUUCCAAGCCAUGAACUUAAUUCAACUAGUGUAACACUACAAGGUUUGAGAUCGAGCACAGAAUACAAUAUAACUGUCUUUGCACACAAUGGAGUUACAGUCACAAGCAAACAGAAGCCACAAAGUGAUUCAAUUAAAGCCAGAACUGACUACAGUCUAGCAGUUAUAGACAAUCUAAAAAUAGUACAGAAACUUUCUACUGGAACUGUUGUCAUAACAUGGGAGCUGGCCCAACAUGUGAAGGAGGAAGUAGAAUUGUAUGAAGUCAAAUGGUACCCAUCAGGAUUUCCCAAUCUGGUGUUAUCUAAUGAGACCACAUUCACCAAUUACACAUUUCAUAACUUGGAUCUUACAAAAGUCUACAAUGUGCAGAUUCGAGGGAAGACUACCAAUAAAGGUUGGGGAGACUAUAGUGAUCCAUUACAGAUCAAAGAUGGAGACAACCAAUUAGAAAAAGUAGAAUUAGAACAGCCUAUGCCGUCUGUUGGUAUUAUAGUAGGGUCUAUCAUAGCUGUGUUCCUGUGUAUGUCUAUAGCAGCCAUUAUGAUCAUCAUUUUACUCAAAAGAAAUCGGCCACAGUGCAGUGAGACAAAGGGAGGCGACUGUGAUACUCUACAUUAUGGACACGGUGAGGUUGUUCACUGCCCCCCACUGGAGCCCCACAUGAACGGUGGUUUGACGAUGCCAUUAUUCACGCCACCAGGAUCAGUAAAAACCUAUGUAGACCCCCAUACAUACGAGGAUCCUAACCAAGCUGUGAGAGAAUUCACCAAGGAGAUAGAUAGUUCUCAUAUAGUUAUAGAGUCAGUCAUCGGUGGAGGAGAAUUUGGAGAUGUAUGUAAAGGAAAGUUAAGAAUUCCCCGUAGAAUGGAAAUGUCUGUUGCCAUCAAAACAUUAAAACAAGGUGCCACUGAUAAAGACAGAAUGGAGUUUCUUACAGAAGCCAGUAUCAUGGGACAGUUCGAUGAUCCAAAUGUAAUCUACUUGGAAGGAGUAGUCACAAAGAAUUUUGUUUUUGCAGACCAUCCAAUAAUGAUUGUAACAGAAUAUAUGUUAAAUGGAUCACUUGAUACAUUUUUACGAAAUAAUGAUGGUAAAUUCACAGUAAUACAGUUAGUUGGGAUGAUGAGAGGAAUAGCAUCUGGUAUGAGUUAUCUGUCAGAGAUGGGAUAUGUACAUAGGGAUUUAGCAGCAAGAAAUAUUUUGAUUAAUGAGAAUUUGGUGUGUAAAGUAGCAGAUUUUGGUCUUUCAAGGGAGAUAGAUUUAGACACUACAGAUGGUGCUUAUACCACUAAAGGAGGUAAAAUUCCAGUGCGAUGGACAGCGCCCGAGGCUAUAGCUUUCAGAAAGUUUACUUCAGCCUCUGAUGUGUGGAGUUACGGAGUUGUUAUGUGGGAGAUUAUAUCAUAUGGAGAGAGACCUUACUGGAACUGGUCUAACCAAUAUGUCAUACAAGCUGUAGAAAGAGGAUUUAGGCUUCCACCACCAAUGGAUUGUCCAGAGGCUAUUCACCAACUGAUGUUAGACUGUUGGCAGAAAGAGCGUGGAAACAGACCAAAGAUGCAACAAGUGGUUAGGUCACAUGAUAAAUUCAUUAGAGCACCAGAACUGUUGAAGAAAAUAGCAAAACCAAGAGCUGACUUACUAAUGGACUUAAACCCAGUAAAUGAGGUUUCACGAUUCAAUAAUGUGGAAGGAUGGCUAAUCUCUAUCAAAAUGGACAGAUAUAUACAAAAUUUCUUAAAUGCCGGAUAUCGGACAAUGGAACAAGUGUCAACCAUAACUUCACGAGACUUGGAAACAUUAGGUGUGACUUUAAUAGGACAUCAAAAGAAAAUAAUGAAUUCUAUUCAAACAUUGCGUGCCCAGUUGUAUGGACCUCACUUUCAAGUUUCCGAGGGAUUCCUAGUAUAGCAGUGAACGAAUGUUGUAGUCAAAAAUGUUUUCUUACUAAAUGUGAUAUGUUAUAAAUGUAUGAUCAUCCAUUGUAUGUGCUAGUUGGUCCUGCAUUGUAAAUGUUGAAUGCCUCUCAGAGAGGCGUAGAGUAUACCCAUCAAAUGAAAUGCUGUUGCAAAUUGAUGGAAACUAUGGAUUCAAGAAAUGGACUUGACAGAAAUUUUGUCGUAAAUCAACAAAAUGGAAGAUGAAAAGUCGACAUUGUCCUUCAAAGAAAUAAGGAAUUGUGGUCAAACUGUAUUCCUUUGUCAAUGAUUUUUUUGGCAGAUAUGACCAUAAUGAAUUGAAGUGUCAUUUUGACAUUUGCUAGUCCAAUAGGAACUUGAAACUUUUUGAAGUAAUAUUGUUUCCAUAGUAAUUGUAGCACAUCACUUAUGUAUAAAUAAUGAAUCGUGUAACGAAUCAUGUGAUAUAAAACUCAUAUUUCAGCCAGUUAAACUGGAUACAUGUGUGACUGUUUUGUCAGUAUUUUACAGACAUCUCCCCUAUGUAGUGAGGGGAAAUAUGUUCAAAUAGAGCACCAAGGUCACAAUAUAUAUGUAUAGGUCCUGAAAAUGUACAUAGAAAGAAUAUUUAUUUGUGAUAUUUGCUUUUAAAUAUUUUUAUUUUAAAUCUUUCUUUAUUGGUGGAAAAUGGCUUUUAUGUAUUUUUUUCUCUCACAUUUUAUAUAGUUUCCUCUUUUCUUAAUGGAAAGCUUGCAGAGCAUGCAAGUCUGUUGUGUUUUUAAUUAAUUUAUAAGUUAAUAUUGAGACAUUGAAGUUGAGAUAUCAGUUUUUUUUUAAACAAAAAGUUAAAAAAAAAAAAUGAUUAAAAAACUUUUAGACUUACCUCCCCUUCAUCAGUGAUUACAUUUACUGAAUUUUAAACUUGGCAAUGGUUUUUAAAUGGCAUUAAAUGCUGAUAUUGAUGGUAAAAAAUCAUAUAAAAAACUUAAAAAUGGAAUACAUAUCAGUUUAAAAUAUUUUACAAUAUUGUAGUAAUUUAACUGCUUGUAGAUAUUUUAAUAUUUUUUGUAAUGUGUCUACAAAUUUAGGUGCUAUUUUUGUGGCAGUUUUCUGCAUUCUUUUAUUUUUAAAGGUUGUUUUGACUUGAGUAGAUUUGUAAUAUUAUUUUAAGUAUCAUCUAUCAUCCUGGCGUCUUAAUACUGAGAUAAGGUUGUAUUCUGUUUUCUGUCGAUCUAGGAUUGAAAUUUUCUUCGUGGUUGAGCUAUGGUCUGACUUGAACUGUAAAGUACACACAACACUAUGUUCAUUUACUCCAUAGAUAUUUGAGAACAUGAUGCUUAACUUACAAUCAGAAAAAUUGAGAACAAUUUAAAUAGUAAUUUAAUUAAGUUUAAAGAAAAUAAGCAGUAAAGAAAAUUACUCAUUAGUAUUUGAAUGAGUUAUCUCCCUUAUCACAACUUUGAAAAAUCAGACAAGA
This is a messenger RNA of Mytilus trossulus (common blue mussel), 4929 nucleotides long. Its product is annotated as ephrin type-B receptor 1-B-like. Gene Ontology annotation, molecular function: ATP binding; transmembrane-ephrin receptor activity; protein binding. Bases 394 to 3465 code for a protein of 1023 amino acids. NCBI's taxonomy places the organism in Eukaryota, Metazoa, Mollusca, Bivalvia, Mytilida, Mytilidae. The transcript has 18 exons. Gene Ontology annotation, cellular component: dendrite; plasma membrane. The record is from RefSeq and is a predicted model, not a curated record. Gene Ontology annotation, biological process: axon guidance; ephrin receptor signaling pathway; protein phosphorylation.